AUGGGAAAGAAUUUUAGCAUUGCAACAGUUUCCUUGUUAUUGCUGUUGACAUCCACCAAUGCUGGGCAGGUCUUUGACGUUAAAUCAUAUGGAGCACAGACUAAUGGCGAUAUCACUCAGGCUUUGACACAAGCUUGGAAAGCUGCUUGUGCAGUAGCAGGAAGUAAAGUUGUGAUUUCAACGGGAACUUACAAACUAGGUUUAGUGACUUUGUUGGGUCCAUGCAAAGGUGCUAUUGAGUUUAACCUUCAGGGCACCCUACAAGCCCCAUCAAACGUUGAAUCCUUCAAAGGGAAAGAUGGUUGGGUCGUUUUUGAAAGGAUUGACAGUCUUACUGUGUCAGGCGGUGGAGUUUUUGAUGGCCAAGGACAAAUGGCAUGGCAAAAAAAUAAUUGUGCGAAAAAGUACAAUUGUGACAUACUUCCUAUUAAUAUAAGGUUCAACUUCAUCACUAAUUCAAUAGUCCAAGACAUUACAUCGAAGGACAGCAAAUUUUUCCAUAUCAACCUUCUGGAAUGCAAGAACUUGCAAUUCCAACAUGUUACCAUAACUGCACCUGGAGAUAGCCCCAACACUGAUGGAAUCCACAUAGGACGGUCAUCUCAGAUCAACAUUACCAAUGCCAAUAUUGGAACAGGUGAUGAUUGCAUCUCCAUUGGUGAUGGAACCCAAGAUAUUACUAUUAAGCAAGUAACUUGUGGACCUGGCCAUGGCAUCAGUAUUGGAAGUCUUGGAAGGUACGAAAACGAACAACCUGUUUCAGGAAUCAAAGUUAUUGGUGCCACUCUUAGCAAUACAAAAAAUGGUGUUAGAAUCAAAACAUGGCCUGCUUCCCCUUCUGGGACUGCUUCUGGUAUACAUUUCGAGAAUGUUAUCAUGGACAAUGUUGGCAAUCCUAUCCUCAUUGAUCAAAACUACUGCCCAAACAAUCAAUGCUCAAAUGAGUCUCCCUCUAAUGUUAAGAUCAACAAUGUUAGCUUCAAGAACAUUACAGGAACCUCUUCAACAAUGGAAGCUGUGAAGCUUGUUUGCAGUAAGAGUGUACCAUGCCAACAGGUGGUGGUUGCUGACAUUGAUCUCACAUACAAGGGAAGUGGAUCUGCUACUUCCACUUGUGUUAACGUCCGUCCUGUGGUUUCAGGCAAGCAGAACCCUUCUACUUGUACCAAAAAAAUUUAACUAAUGCGGUAUGAAGAAAUACUAUCUACAGACAAGUUAUAGAAAUUCUGUUCUAAAUAGAAUCUCAUUUACUUGUG
This is a messenger RNA of Quercus robur (English oak), 1256 nucleotides long. Its product is annotated as exopolygalacturonase-like. The transcript has 4 exons. Bases 1 to 1179 code for a protein of 392 amino acids. Gene Ontology annotation, biological process: carbohydrate metabolic process. Gene Ontology annotation, molecular function: polygalacturonase activity. NCBI's taxonomy places the organism in Eukaryota, Viridiplantae, Streptophyta, Magnoliopsida, Fagales, Fagaceae. The record is from RefSeq and is a predicted model, not a curated record.